AAAAUCCAACGGAGAGACUCUCCUACGCCAGAACUUUCUGAGCUUCUGUCUGUCUGUGUGUGUGUGUGCGCGUGUGUGUGUGUGUGCGUGCGUGUGUGUGUGUGUGUGUUUUGGGGAGGGGGGGAAGUUCGUUGGAAUAUGGUUGGGGAAAUGGAAAAUAAGGAACGACCAAAACCGACCCCAGACUAUCUCAUGCAAUUGAUGAACGACAAGAAGCUGAUGAGUAGCCUGCCCAACUUCUGCGGCAUUUUCAACCAUUUGGAGAGGUUGCUGGACGAAGAGAUCAGCAGAGUGCGGAAAGAUAUGUACAACGACACGUUAAAUGGCAGCACAGAGAAACGAAGUGCAGAAUUACCAGAUGGUGUGGGGCCGAUUGUACAAUUACAAGAGAAACUUUAUGUGCCUGUUAAAGAAUAUCCAGAUUUCAACUUUGUUGGAAGAAUUCUUGGACCCAGAGGACUAACAGCAAAACAGUUGGAAGCAGAGACUGGAUGCAAGAUUAUGGUGCGAGGAAAGGGCUCAAUGAGGGACAAGAAGAAGGAGGAGCAAAACAGAGGCAAACCAAACUGGGAACACCUGAAUGAAGAUUUGCACGUAUUAAUCACUGUGGAAGAUGCACAGAACAGAGCAGAAAUCAAGCUAAAGAGGGCAGUGGAGGAAGUCAAGAAAUUACUUGUACCAGCAGCAGAGGGAGAGGAUAACCUCAAGAAGAUGCAACUGAUGGAAUUAGCGAUACUGAACGGCACCUAUAGAGAUGCCAACAUCAAAUCACCUGCCCUUGCCUUUUCUCUUGCAGCAACAGCCCAAGCUCCACGGAUCAUUACAGGGCCCACGUCAGUUCUUCCACCAGCUGCCUUGCGAGCCCCUACGCCAGCUGGUCCAACUAUUAUGCCUCUAAUUAGGCAAAUUCAAACAGCAACAGUCAUGCCUAAUGGAUCCCCUCAUCCAACUGCAAUAGUGCCUCCUGCACCUGAAGCCGGUCUAAUCUAUACUCCUUACGACUAUCCUUACACACUGGCACCAGCUACUUCCAUCCUGGAGUAUCCCAUUGAGCCUAGCGGAGUUUUAGGUAUGGCAUUCCCAACGAAAGGCUAAGAAUUCAAGGACGCAUGUCACUGAACCCUCAUCAGAUCUGAACUUUAACAAAUGCUUAGUUUCACAGCAGCCAUGGACAAAAUGUACCCAACCUGACUGUCAUUGAAAUGCUAGCAUUGCGUGUGCGUGUGUGUGGGGGGGGGGGGGGGGGUGGAGAGCAAGUAAGAGUAAGUGUUGUGAUGUCACUCACUCUCUCUCACACACACAUGCACAUAGACAUUUGGAAACCAGUUGGGUCAAUUAGUUAUAAUUGUGGCCUAGUGCUCUUCCUAUCAUUUUUGGCACGUCUAUCCCAGAAGAACCACACACUGUGUAUUUCUUUGCUUGUUUGGUAUAGGGUACUUACUUUAUACAUCAUUGCAAUUUUUAGCUAGUGAUUUCUGAGUUAAGCAUGCAUUUUUUAGGUCAAGCAAUUGCUGCAAAUUUUUAAAGAUUUGUAGAGAUUUUAUUUUUAAGAAAAUAACUGAUUCAGUGUUAUGGAUUAAAACUUUUUUCUCUGCAAGGUGCACUCCACUGAUUAUAUGACUAGUAAAAUUUAAUUGUGCUUGGAUCUAACUGAGUAAUCUCAUUUCAUAUAGUGGGAAUUUUAGUGAGUGGAUAGCAGCAAUGGGUUAAGACUAUGUCUUUUGAAAUGGAAUGCAAUAUUAACAUGCACAGUUGUACUCAAUUAAGUAAUUUCUGCUUGAAAGUUCAAUUUAUGAAGGUGCUGUGCCUUAACCUACUUUUUAACUGCUAUCUUGCUGUAAUUUCUAAUGUAAAUCCAUCUUUGAUCUGCCAUUGAAAUGCUAUUGAUAUGUUAACCAAUCACUUCCUAGGAAAUUCCUCUAACCAUGUGUUGGAAAUGUUGUAAUUUAACUAGGUGCAGUGGCUACUAAAGUUCGAAGGCACGAUAUGCGGGUCCAUCCUUACCAAAGGAUUGUGACCGCUGAUCGAGGUUAGUUUAGUUCUGGAGUUUUUGUUUUUUGUUGAACUUGUUGACUGUAAGGGUGCUGCUUUGCAAAAUCACAUCAGUUGGGGUUGACCGAAGGUCUAAUUUCUGAGGACCAGUUAUGUCCAUUUUUAUUCAGCAAAAUAUCACUGUGCCCAACAACUCUUCAGAUUUUUGUUGCAAAGUUUUCCCAAAACUUCUGAAUUAAGUUCCUCACAUCGAAUGGGAAUGCAGAAAGGAAUUUAAGGCUGGAGAAAGAGAAUAUUAGUGUUCCUGUUCCUGCCUGAUAAAACUGAUGAACUUUUGAGAAAUAUGUUGUAACUAAACUGCCAAUAUGUUUAAUAUUGAGGGAGGGAGGGGGAAAUGCAUUCACUUAUUUUAAAAGUAGCCAAAUCCAAAAAGACUUUUCAGACAAUGCUUUUGAAAGGACCAAAUCCUUUUCCUUGAAGAAACUCUUGAAUUGUGCCUUUAUAAUCUUCAGAGGAAUAUAAUACAUGAAUAUGAAUUUAUACGCUGUUGUACCUGAUUCUUAUCAAUGCUUGUUGUGGCGUGCAUGCACGUUUUAUACCAGCACUGGACCCUUCAUGCCAAUACAGUUGGGUCAACAUUUUAUCUGUGUAGCUAUUUUGGGAUUAUGUCCCCAUAAUGUAUUCAGAAGGUCUUAACAGGAAUCAAUGUUCAUUUUCCCAGCCUAACUCUUGCUGUAAUUAUUGCCCUUAGACCUGUAAAUUAAAAAAAAUCUAAAUUAUUAAAAUAUUUUAGGCUCACAUACACCAUGAAUCCACGAAUUUUCACUUCUGAAUUUUCAAAGACAUUAUUGCAUUCAACCAGUAGCUAUGUAAACUUGCAAGAAUUAAAAGUCUUGAUGAACUUUUAUUAAAAGUUAGAUUCAAAACAAGUGAAACAUCAGUAUUUACUCAUCUACUUUUUUUCUGGCAAUAACAAACAAAAUUGCUCCCUGUAAACGAAUGUCCAAUGUACAUUUUGUUUCUCUGAUCCAAAUAGUUUUCAUGACCUGGCAGUUAGUUUUAUGUUGGGAAGUGUACAAUCUUUUAGGCGCACUUUAAGUUUUUAAGUGAGAUUGUGUCUAAUUUGGAGUUGAGGGUGGGGAAUAUAAAAACUGUGAAGAAAGGGGAAAGGAAGAACAGUGGUAUAGAAUGAUGGAUGCAGUGUAGAACUUGAUCUGGCCACAAACAAUAAGAUAGAAAUCAACUUCCUUUGCAUUCUGCUGGCUCUGAGAUAUUUUAGGUCUACAAAUCCCAACUGGCAUGCAUAUUCAUGGCUAGGAGACAGAGAGGUGGUACUGAUGUUUUGACUGCAUGGAGAAUAAUUAGCAUCUUUUAUACAAGACCCAGGGUAGUAAUUGUUGCAAUCAAAAGCUGAGUAAGGAUACAACUCCUGGUGUCAUAAAAAAAAGAUAUCUAGAUAGAUUGCUUGGAUAAUACUGUAACAUUCACCAUUUUAUGUAAUGGAGGGUUUUUCUUGCACUUAAUCUGGAGAUUAUUUUCCAAGACACCAAGAGCUCAGGUAAAUUCUGUAAAUGAUCAAAACUCUAGAGGGUUCUUAGGCAAGUCCAUUGUCAUUCAUACCAUUAAGUUCUCAUUCAGGUCUGUAUGGUGUAUUGAGAGCCUAAAUUAUCACAUUGUUUUCUAUUAUUAAAUUUGGACUUUAAUUUAUUCAUGAUUUUUUUAAAGCCAGUGUCUACCAACUGGGUCUAAGGGAUUUCUGUACUCAAAAUAAUAUAUGGGUUGCUAAAAUAGAUGGUUCCCUUCCUUUGCAUAGGAUUACGUGCCUCUUAAGUAUUUGUUUUGCAACAAAAAAUAUUUCACAGUUGAUUUAGAUGUUAUUACUUUUAACCUAAUAUUUAGAUUUGGUGAUGGGUUUAUCACUGCAUCAUUCUUUACUGCAAAGAAAAUGACUCUACAGUUUAACUUUACAGAAAUGUAUUUGGUACAGAUAACAAGAUAGACUGACUGAAGUAAUUGGAAUAAACUCCACAUUGUGUUGCACGGUUAUUGAACCUGUGUGUACUGUUGAAAGCCUAGGACUGAGCAGAGGAUUUGAGCAGGUGUAUUGGUUGAUUAGAGAUUACAACCAUUUUGUUGGUCCUUAUAGGCUGUGUGCUCUAGAAGACAAGUAAACAUAUAUACUGUUUAAAUUUUCCUGACCAUAUUGUGGCCUUGUACAAAUAUUUGGCAACACAUAUUAAAUCACUAAUGCAAUGGAUUUUAUCCAGAAUUUUGUGAAGAAAAACUUCUAAUCAUGUGUCUUUUGAAUGUAAAAUAUUUAUACAGGCAUCAGUCCUUUCUUCAUUUUAACAGGUACACUGAAAGAACUGUCAUUACAGUAUUAUGUUUUGUUACACCAUGACCUCAGCUGCUAAUAUAUUUAGAUAUUGUGCAGAAUCAGUGUUCGAUUCCACGCAGUUCAAACUCCUGGCCUUCCAUUGGCUCUCGGUGGGUGACGCACUCCUUUUUUUUUAAACCCACUAACAUGGGCAAAUGAGCUGUUCUUCAAUCCUGUGAUUUAUUCCUUCUUAUCCUGUAGAAGAUGAGGUCUAAAACUUGAGUCAUCUUGACUGUAACAUGGAGAAUAAGUACAGCCUUGUAUAUGGGCCAUCAAAAGGGAUGCUGUUAUUAAGCAUUACACCAGAUUUACCUUGCUAAAAUGGCACAAAUUUGACUUUGCACUGAAUAAUUUAUUUCAUUUCCUCUGUUUAAGUCUUGCAGCCAACAGUACAAUAUUUCGGAACCUCAGAACUUUGAUACAUUUUAAGCUGUUGAACAAAAGUCUUAUUUUACAUUGAAGUGGACCAAGUUGGGUGGAGGGAAAUGGGUGAACAAGAGAAAGUAAAAGAGAAACAGAAUGAUUCCAGAACGCUCUGACUUACCAUUUUCCACUUGAGAACUUUUGUUUUACUGUAAUCAUCUCCAUUUUAAUUUUUUUUUGCAAAGAAAAUAGUAUUACAGGUGGCUUCUUUAAAAAACUAUAAAAAUAUAAAGCAGGAAUGUAUAUGAAAUUGUCAGAUUUUAUUGUAUUUGCAGAGUAUUAGCAUUGAAAUUCAUAAAUGAGGGCUGUUUGUAGUUUAAAAUGUGCAUUAUAGUGUUGAGUAGAAAUUCAUCUAUUUUUGGAUAUAUUUUAGGGCUUUAUAAACGUAGACUUUUAAACGGCAGGACUUCUUUUGUGUUUACAUGCAAAUGCAUUUUAUACAAGACUGUCCUAUAAGUGUACAAUAGUACUCUCAACUGGAAUACGUUGGAUAAAAGUAAAUUAAUUGGCCUCUUCCAAGUUCCUGUGAUGUAGCCAACACUGCUAUUCGUAUAAUUUAGAAUUGCUUGUAUUUUGAGGCCAAGAAUUUCAUAUUGUUGUAAAUAGAAAAAAUGAAAGGCAAUAAAAUUUUAUUGAACUACA
This is a messenger RNA of Hypanus sabinus (Atlantic stingray), 5434 nucleotides long. RefSeq names its product KH domain-containing RNA-binding protein QKI. Gene Ontology annotation, biological process: regulation of mRNA splicing, via spliceosome. Gene Ontology annotation, molecular function: mRNA binding. Gene Ontology annotation, cellular component: nucleus. The transcript is spliced from 7 exons. NCBI's taxonomy places the organism in Eukaryota, Metazoa, Chordata, Chondrichthyes, Myliobatiformes, Dasyatidae. The record is from RefSeq and is a predicted model, not a curated record. Bases 139 to 1095 code for a protein of 318 amino acids.